This is a messenger RNA of Yamadazyma tenuis ATCC 10573, 620 nucleotides long. RefSeq names its product 40S ribosomal protein eS12 (gene RPS12). Lineage: Eukaryota; Fungi; Ascomycota; Pichiomycetes; Serinales; Debaryomycetaceae. Gene Ontology annotation, cellular component: ribosome; cytosolic small ribosomal subunit. The record is from RefSeq and is a predicted model, not a curated record. Gene Ontology annotation, molecular function: structural constituent of ribosome. Gene Ontology annotation, biological process: translation.
ACCUUAGUACUGAGCAGAUAACUGUCGAAGAAGUCUAAACUACUAAAUAAACAAAAAAAUGUCUGACGUUGAAGAACAACAAAUCAUCGAAGAAGUCGCUGUCGAACAAAGCGAAGAAAUCUCCAUCGAAGACGCUUUGAAGGUUGUCUUGAGAACCUCGUUGGUCCACGACGGUUUGGCCAGAGGUUUGAGAGAAGCUUCUAAGGCUUUGUCCAGAAGAGAAGCCCAAUUAUGUGUUUUGUGUGAAUCCGUUACCGAAGAAUCCAUCGUUAAGUUGGUUGAAGCUUUGUGUAACGAGCCAGAACAGAAGAUUCCUUUGAUCAAGGUUUCCGAUGCCAAACAAUUGGGUGAAUGGGCCGGUUUGUGUCAAUUGGACAGAGAAGGUAACGCCAGAAAGGUUGUUGGAGCUUCUUGUGUUGUUGUCAAGAACUGGGGUGCUGACUCUGAAGAAAGAAACAUGUUGUUGGAGCACUUUGCCCAACAAUAAGUUAUAUAGAUGUUCUAGUAAUACAAUAUCAACUUCUAAAAUGUAUGUGGUGAUGGGAGUGGUAUUUUUGUAUCUUGUGUGCUAUGUCAUGGUCGCAUGUACCGUGUCAUGGUGUUAGUAUAACGGUGUUAUU